Messenger RNA from Pistacia vera, 2439 nucleotides. Its product is annotated as TMV resistance protein N-like. Gene Ontology annotation, molecular function: ADP binding. Bases 1 to 2439 code for a protein of 812 amino acids. The record is from RefSeq and is a predicted model, not a curated record. Gene Ontology annotation, biological process: defense response. The transcript has 7 exons. NCBI's taxonomy places the organism in Eukaryota, Viridiplantae, Streptophyta, Magnoliopsida, Sapindales, Anacardiaceae.
AUGCAAAAAGAUGACAUCAACGUAUACGAUGACUUUGGUGGAAUAGACAUGAUAAGCAGCAGGUUGGAGCAUAAGAAGGUUCUUAUUGUUAUAGAUGACGUGAACAAUCCAGAGCAAUUACGAAAAUUAGCUGGCAAGCAUGAUUGGUUUGGCAUGGGCAGUUGGAUCAUAAUAACAUCAAGAAACAAACGAUUGUUGCUAUCCCAUGGAGUAAAUGAAGUUUAUGAGGUUGAGAAAUUAAAUGAUGAUGAAGCCCUCCAAUUAUUCAUUUCAAAAGCCUUUAAGAAACAUCAACCUUCAGAAAGUUUUAAGAAGCUAUCCAAACGUGUUGUACAGUAUGCUAGUGGUCUUCCAUUAGCUCUUGAAGUUUUGGGCUCCUUUUUGUGUGGAAGAGAAGUUCAUAAAUGGGAAGAUGCAUUGCAAAGACUAAAAAGAGAAUGUGACGAAGAUAUACUGAAAGUACUUCAAAUAAGCUUUGAUGAACUAAAAGAAUCAGAGAAAAAAAUAUUUCUUGAUAUAGCGUGUUUCUUUAAAGGAGAGAAUAGAGAUUAUGUGACAAGAAUUCUUAAAAGUUGUGAUUUUUCUCCAAUUGUUGGAAUAGAUGUUCUAAUCGAAAAAUCGCUCAUAAUUAUUUCACAUAACAAUACAUUGUGGAUGCACGAUUUGUUACAACAAAUGAGUCAACAAAUUGUCAAGAGAGAGUGCCCCGGAGAGCCUGGAAAACGCAGUAGAUUGUGGAUGGAAGCAGACAUUCGUCGUGUAUUGACAGAGAACACGGGAACUGAAGUUGUUGAAGGCAUAAUACUCAAUUUUUCUGAAGAAAAGAUUCAUUGUUGUGCUAAAGCAUUUUCGAAAAUGAUCAAUCUAAGAUUACUCAAGAUCCGCAAUGUUCAACUUCCAGAAGGCCUUGAUUACCUUCCCAACAACUUGAGUUUACUUGAUUGGGAAGGAUAUCCUUUAAAAUCCUUACCAACAAAUUUGCGUUUGGACAGAAUUAUUGAGCUGAAAAUGGAUCAGAGCCACAUUGAACAAUUGUCACAGGGAAUAACUCCUUUCAACAAUUUGGAAUCCAUCAGUUUUGAAAAGUGUAAGUGCCUCAUCAAAACACCAGAUUUCACAUUUGCCCCAAAUCUCAAAAAUGUGAUUCUUAAAAGAUGUAAAAUGUUGCGUGAGAUUCACCCGUCUUUGUUGGUUCACAAAAAGAUUACUCAUUUGGAUAUGACAUUUUGUGUAAGUCUUACAACUCUACCAAACCAGAUUCAUAUGGAAUCUCUAAAAGAACUUUCUCUAGGUUUGUGCUUCAAAUUGGAGAAGUUUCCAGAGAUUGUAGGAAGUAUGGAUUGUCUACGUCACAUUUGGUUAGAUUCAACUGCUGUUAAAGUACUGCCAAUGUCAAUUGAACUUUUGAGUGGACUUGAAUAUUUAUGUUUGGCAGGCUGCAAAAAUCUUGUGAGUCUUCCAGUCAAUAUAAAUGGUUUGAAAUCUCUUCAAAAACUUGAACUUUCUGGAUGCUCCAAACUUGAUAACUUGCCAGAGACUUUGGGGCAAGUUGAAAAGCUAUCGACACUUCAUGUAGGAGGAACUGCGAUAAGACGACCAAUGGAGUCCAUUUUUCUUAUGAAGAAUCUUGCAGAGUUAGAUUUUGAUGGAUGCAAAAGACCGCCAUCAAACUCAUGGUCUUCACUCUUCCUCAAGACUUUUAGAUUGCCCACUUUGUCAGGUUUGUGUACAUCUUUAACAAGAUUAUAUCUCGCUGACUGCAAUAUGGAGGAAAGGGAUAUUCUUAAUGACUUUUUCGAUAGCUUUCCUUCAUUAGGGGAAUUAGAACUAAGCAAAAACAAUUUUGUUUCACUACCUGAAAGCAUCAAUCAUCUUUCUAAGCUUGAACUUCUUCGCUUGAACGGUUGUAAGAGACUUCGAUCUCUACCAGAACUUCCAUCCAACCUAAUAUCUAUUAACGCAUCUUCAAUGCCCAGAGAAUUCCUUAAGGCAAUGUCAAAGCCACAAACAGAGAUGAUAUCCUCCUCGCGAUUAAUCAAUUUGAUGGUUAUUCCUGAGGAAAGGUUACUUGUAUACGAGUAUUUAUCAAAUGGAAACCUCUAUGACUGGCUACAUCCAGAUGAAGGCGAAUCAAUCAACAUAGAUUGGCCUUUGAGGGUGAAGAAAUUGAAAAUUAUCUUUCAAAAUGCUCUUCUUUGCCCCAAGAAGAUGCCAUUGCCCUUUCCAGAUCAAAGGCCAACAAUGCUUCAAGUGUACAAAACACCUGGUGCUAUCGGAGAGAGAUAUGGCCUUGUUGAUACUUCUGAGGCUAUGAUGCGAAAUAAAAUUGCUACUGUAGAUAUUAGUGAUAUAUGCGUAAGUGUGAGAAUCCUAGGAUCGAAUGAGAAGAAAAACCAGAAUGCUAUAAUACUUUCCAGAGAAACAAACAGAAAACCUUGA